AGGCAUGAUAUUCCAAGAAGAGAAGAGAAGAGAAGAGAUUUUAACACGUCAAGACCACUGAUUCAUGGCCGCUUGAAGAUCCACUUGUGAGUUUCGGUUUUGCAAGUUUCCGCUUAAGUUCCAGUUCCACCCACCGAAUCCCUUCCUUAUCCACCAAUGAAAUUGGGCUCGCAACCUACCGGAACGCAAUUCACAACCUCCCCAUCCCUUACUCUCGAACUCCAGUUUCAGUUUUCGAUUAGAUAUAUCCAUAAGUUGUGUUGAACAAGGAAACAGGACUGAAAGUGAAAUUGAAAAGUGGCCGGAGGGGAAAUUUCUUGCUGCGUUUUCAUCAAUCAGCUGCAUGAGUAGGAAUCGAGAAGUAGGAGUAGGAUUAUUGGUGGUAGUGUUAGGACUUGAGGGUUUAGGUUUUAGUUUUAGAGGCGACAGAGGAGGAUUAUGGCCAUUGGCGUGGUUGCCGUUUCUCAGGGUCGGCCUUCGGCAAGCUUUGAGUGGCUCCGAGGCCAUUCCGUGUCGUCGUCGUCGUGUCUUAGGUUACGCCGGACUCGACGAUGGUUGAAGUUCCAAUUCGUUUCUCCCAGGCAUAGCACUUUUAGUUUGAGGGGUUCAUUGACUAACACCGACGUCUACGAUUCUAUUGCAACGGAUGAAUCCCCUGACAGUAGCACAUCUCUUGAUUCAAAUUGUUCCAUUCCAGUUGUUCAUCUGAAAACUGAUUCAUUGGAGACAGAAGAAGUUAAUUUUCUCGUUUGCAGGACUUACAUAAAUAGUAUUUUCACUGCACUGCCUGUCUUAUCAAAGGAGGAGCAGAAUUCAAUAGCUGCAACUCCUGCUCAUCCAGCUGGGUUAUAUGCUUUGUAUGCUAGCUGUUUGGUUGGGAAUUUGGUUGAGCAGCUUUGGAAUUUUGCUUGGCCUGCUGCCAUUGCAUUGAUAAAUCCUAGUCUUCUUCCUGUGGCUGUAUUGGGCUUUUGUGCAAAGCUUGCUGUAAUUGUUGGAGGCCCUUUAGUGGGGAUACUUAUGGAUCGUUUCCCAAGAGUACCGGCGUAUAGUUGCUUGACUUUGAUCCAGGUGGCUGCUCAGAUUACAUCUGUUGGAAUGAUGAUUCAUGCCCAUACAAUGCACCUCAAUUAUGUGUCUCCUGUAUAUGUCCAACCGUGGUUUGCUGUACUUGUUAUUUCGCUGGCUGUUGAAAGGCUCUCUGGCCUGGCUCUGGGAGUUGCAAUGGAGCGUGAUUGGGUUGUGUUGUUGGCAGGGCCAAAUAGACCAAUUGCUCUUGCUCAAGCUAAUGCAAUUAUUAGUCGGAUUGAUCUCCUCUGCGAGAUUGUCGGAGCAUCAUUAUUUGGUAUUUUCUUAUCUAAAUAUGAACCGGUGACAUGCUUAAAACUUGCUGCUGGCUUGAUGAUAUGGUCGCUGCCUGUUGUGGUUCUUCUAACAUGGUUAACCAAUAAGCUAUCUGCUGGAGUACUGGACCGUGCUAAAUGUUCACCAACUGAUUCGCGGUGUACUUCUGUAGGAUCGAUUCCUGAUACUGCAAAUAAAUUGGCUACUGCUAUAGAAGCUAUCAAGCAUGGAUGGUUAGAGUAUGUCCGACAGCCUGUUUUGCCGGCAAGCCUUGCUUGUGUGUUACUCUACUUCAACGUUGUUCUUGCUCCUGGCGGUUUGAUGACUGCUUUCUUAACGCAGCAUGGUCUUAAUCCGUCAAUUAUUGGGGCCUUCAGUGGAUUAUGUGCCUUUAUGGGUGUUGCAGCUACAUUUGUAUCUGCAAGAAUGGUCAAGCAUUUUGGUGUGCUUAAGGCAGGGGCAGCUGGUCUGAUAUUCCAAGCUUCACUUCUAACAAUUGCAGUUGCUGUGUAUUGGAGUUGUUCUCUCUCACACAAGAUUCCUCUUGUAUUCUUUUUGUGUUCAAUUAUUUUGUCCAGAUUGGGGCAUAUGUCGUAUGACGUUGUAGGGGCGCAGAUUCUGCAAGCUGGAAUUCCUGCAGCUAAAGCAAAUCUUAUAGGAACAACUGAGGUUUCAUUUGCUAGUUUGGCAGAGUCGGUUAUGCUUGGAAUUGCAAUAAUUGCAAAUGAUGUGUCCCAUUUUGGUUAUCUGGCAAUGCUAUCUCUUCUAUCAGUAGUUGGGGCAACUUGUUUAUACUGUGGGUGGUUGAAGAACGCAACUGAUGUGCAAAGAAACUUUUCAUUUGAGCCACAGUUUCCAUAAUGAGUAAAGAUUUUUCUCCA
Messenger RNA from Andrographis paniculata, 2222 nucleotides. RefSeq names its product solute carrier family 40 member 3, chloroplastic. Gene Ontology annotation, biological process: iron ion transmembrane transport. NCBI's taxonomy places the organism in Eukaryota, Viridiplantae, Streptophyta, Magnoliopsida, Lamiales, Acanthaceae. The record is from RefSeq and is a predicted model, not a curated record. Gene Ontology annotation, molecular function: iron ion transmembrane transporter activity. Gene Ontology annotation, cellular component: membrane.